This is a messenger RNA of Neocloeon triangulifer, 1701 nucleotides long. RefSeq lists its product as uncharacterized. Bases 56 to 679 code for a protein of 207 amino acids. The transcript is spliced from 2 exons. NCBI's taxonomy places the organism in Eukaryota, Metazoa, Arthropoda, Insecta, Ephemeroptera, Baetidae. The record is from RefSeq and is a predicted model, not a curated record.
GCCGCGCAAUUGCUCUCUCCGCGCCCGCCCGUCCUCGAAGUCCUCGACCCUUGCGAUGACCACCGACGACGCGCCCACCAUCCUCAGACUCGCACCCCCGUCCACCUGCACGUGCGCCUCCCCUCCCUGCUCCGGCCGGUCCGACCUGCACCCCCUUUCAACGACACUCUCGGCCAGGCCGCAGCCACUCCACGCCACAGGACACAGGUGCACUUCCAAUCCGUCCAACAUGUUCGCCUUCUGCUCACUUCUCAUCCUCCUCUUCCAAGUUUUGGCUUCGGCGGACGCGUCGACCAUCAGACAAAUUGGAGACGCGGCGCUUUGCCCAUUCGAGGCGAAGCAGGACAGAGACGACACACGAACCCCUGCCACAAUCACCCAACUCACCUGUAAAUUUUCAAAGUCCAUGAUCCUGAACACGGACUCGGAGGACGCCAUGCCUACGGGCAUCACCUGUGAGCAGAUUGGAGGCACCUGCAAGCAAAUCCACACCACUCUCGGCGUUUCCUACGCCAAGAGUUUGAUUGCGAACAGGGCGGAGCGCUCGCUGGGCAGAAGCAGAGGGGUCAGGUCGGUGCGACGUCACCACAACAUCAGGGUCAAUUCGGCCUGCGUGUGCGUGCUCAGCAACGGCAAACCGGCCCUGCCUGUCAACCCCAUCGUCGAGGACCGCAGGUGAAAACGAAAAUUGACAAUAAAUGAACCAAAUCGUGAGAACUUGUGAUACUUUGUGGAAUGAAGAGAACCAGUCAAUGAAGAUUUUGUAUUUAUUUGCAAAGUGGAUUUCAGUUGAAACAAUCCCCACCGCCAUUGAAUGUGAAAGUUUGCUUGAAGCUGAAUAACUUUUAUAAUUAAGUAUUUAUCAUUGAUUGUCACUUUGUUUGCGAAUUAAAGUGGAUUUCAACAAUGCCCAAAUUGUCUCUUUAAAUCAUCAGUUUUGGAUACGAUGCAUCAAAUCUCAUCGAUCGAGCCAAAAUAUUUUGGAAAUAUCCCUAAUUUUAACGUUUACCCAAUUAUUUAAUUGCAGUAAUUCGAAGACUUUUUUUUAAUCAAAAAAUUUUAAAAUUCAAACAGAAUGUUAAAAGGUAUGGCGCAUCUUUUAAUGAUUUCAAUAUUUGGUCCAGAUUGUAUAUUUUCAAGAGACAAAAGUAAAAAUACUUUUUGACCUUUGACAAGAUUCAAUACCCCUUGACUUAGAAACUUUUUCACCACUUGAUUUAUUAUCUUGAACCUCCUACAGAGAAAUGCAAGAAAUCUCGCAUUUUUAGUAAACACCUUUUUAUCUGUGACUGAGAUACGUUCAUAACUUUUGUGCUUUCAAAACCAAAAUAUGAACUAUCGUAGUAUUUUUUUUCGCGGGAAUCAUCUAAAAAGUUUACACAAUUUCCGUUGAUCAAAAUAAUUUAUAACCAAAUCAACAGUUUCAAAUAAUGAUUCGCUUUUGAGCCGUUGAAAUCCUUUUCAUGUGAGAGUGCUGAGAAUCUCCCUCUCUUUGUAAUUUAUUGAACUUUAUCCUUUGGAAAACUGAUUUGUAAAUAUUUGUUUAAGAAAUAUGAGAAAAAUCUUGCUUGAAAAUAAUUGUGAAUCACCUCGUUGCGUUUUGUGAGGUUGCCAAUGUGUCUUCAGGGCAAAAGCCCAGCCUUGGAAUUGAAACAUUUUUACAAAAAUGAAAAAACUUGUUCGAUGAUUAAAAAAAUUGAG